GCACACGACUCUCAACUCAAAACUUUCUCUUUAUAACCCCAAACCCUUCGGCUUAUCUCUUCCCUUUCAACUUUAAAGUCUUAUUAAAGUUUUCUCUCUCUCCAUCUCUUUUGAUUACUCACCUUUUGUUUUCUCUUUACGUUUAUCUUUAAGCAAAGUUUCAUGGCCAUUUUUGCAGGAUUGUAACUAAACAAAGACAUACAAAAACAAAGUAAAGUUGAGGGAGAGAGAAAGUGGGUUAUCUUUUUUUUUUUUUCUUCUUUGGGAAUAGCAAAACAAUUUAUUCUGUUUCCGACAGAAAUUAGCAUCAGGGGUAUAUAAAGAUCACUGUUCUUUUUGCAGUAAAUUUUCAGAGGUGUUUGUUAAUGUUUGCAGUUCUAUCAUGUGGGUUGUUGUAUGCGCAUAAUUAUGAUGAGUACAUGAAUUGAUUCUUGUUCUCGUUAAGCAACAAUUACAGAAAUACUAACACAAAAGACGAGAAAACCCAGUUUUUAUGCAUUUGUUUUUACUUCAAACAUGGAGGCUACAGAGAUUUAGGACGCAUUUCAGCUUCCCAAGAGUGUCUGCCGUCAGUUUUUUUUUUUUUUUUUCAUUUCUUUUUUUCUGGGUUUGUGUGUAACAUAGACUCCUAUAGACGCGGUCACAGUAAAGCCUUUGUGAGAUUUUGAGCCUCAAAAGUUUGAUAAUCACGGCGGUCUCUGCCUUAUUUUAAUCUCUUGAUUCAGGUGAGUUGAUGUAAAAUUUGUUUACAACUGCAUCAGUUAUUCUCUUUUCUUCAUUUCCAAAACUGAAUUUAAUUUACAUCUAUCUUUCUUUCUUGUCUGUGCGGAAAAAUCUUAGUAAUGUUGAGAAAGAGAUCAAGAGCAGCGACCAGCAAGCAAAGUUUAAUGGCGGAUCAUCACAGUUUUCAACCAUCAUCAAACUCCCAAAACAACAAAAGACCUAUCUCUUUCUUAUUUUCUCCACGAUUCCGAGCUUUUACAACAAAGGGUCUCGCUGAAACUGAGGUUGUGAUAAGUCCAACUUCAAUCCUCGAAACAAAACCAUUCUCUCCUUUCGGAAAUCUCUUCUCCGAUGACAUAUUAAAGACCCCAAAACUUCUCGCUGAUCAGAACAAAUAUUAUUCCAGGGAAAGUUUAGACUCUAAACCCAUUGGUUUAGGUCUUAUUGACGUAUUAACUGACAGUAAAACCAUUGAAGAGAAUCCUUCUUCCAAGCCAAAUUACAAAAAAGUUUUCUUUGGAAACAAAAUCAGAGUUCAAGUUCCUCCAUUGCCUGUUUCUAAUCUUUCUCCGUCUCCGUCUCCGUCUACGAAAUCUCCAACUGAGUUUGGGAUUAAGUCUCCAGCCAAGAAUUCUACUGUUAAAACGAACGAUAGUUCUCCAGGAGUUGUCACAGGGUGUAUUUCUGUGACAGAAAUGGAACUUUCUGAAGAUUAUACGUGCGUGAUAUCUCGUGGAGCAAAUCCGAAAACCACUCACAUAUUUGACAACUGCAUUAUUGAGAGCUACUGUUCUUCAUCCGAAAAACCCAACUCCCCACUGGGGAAUAAAAAUAAUAAUAUUAAUAUUAAUAAUAACUUCCUCAGCUUUUGCCAUACUUGCAAGAAGAAUCUUGAACAGAAAAACGACAUUUACAUCUACAGGGGUGAAAAAGCUUUUUGCAGUCAAGAAUGCCGCUACCAAGAAAUAUUGCUCGAUGAAUUGGAGAAUUAACCAAAAAAAUUUCCAUGAAUCUGAUUGUAGAGGGACA
Molecule: messenger RNA, 1752 nt
Organism: Pistacia vera
Lineage: Eukaryota; Viridiplantae; Streptophyta; Magnoliopsida; Sapindales; Anacardiaceae
Product: FCS-Like Zinc finger 8-like
Exons: 2
Coding region: 843-1715 (290 amino acids)
Source: RefSeq, a predicted model, not a curated record